GUGUUAAAAAAAAAAAAAGAGAGAAAAUCUCACUUCCAUAUCUGUUUUGUGAGAACGAAAUCUCUCCCUACCUCGGCGUUGGGUUCCUCAUUUUCCGGCGACUUCCCGGCGGGAUCUCCGACAAGAUAAAUGCCAUCGAUCUUGGCGGCAAUCGAGCCAAUUGCAGAUGUAGAGGCAACAAUACAGAAAGACAGAAGACAAAGAACAGUGCAUUUUUGAAAAAGGGAACUUUUACUAUCGGGUCAAAAUGGUGCAAUGUGUGUCAGUAAGCACUCUGACAACCUCUGGAAAUGGUGGGGUUUAUGGGUCCACUGCUUUAUGGGGGAGACAUUUCCAGUUAAUGAGAAAAACCCAGAUUCGCACAGGGAGUGAAAGAAAUUUUCUUUGGCAUCACUGUGCACAGAGAUUAUUCUUUGCUGGUCAACUUGUUAUGCAGAGGCAAAGGAAUUUGAGGGUUGAAGCUGGAUGGCUGUUUAAAGGUGGUGGUGACCAGGGGUUAGAUGCAAGCUCAGAGUGUAGUGAGAGUGCUAAUGAGGAUAUUUUGAUUUUCUUUUUCCAGCUGGACUUGGCAACUCGAGUACAGUAUGCUUUGAAUACGGAGCAGUAUGAAAUAGCACAACAACUGAGAGAUAAGCUGACCGAGGUUGAAGCAGAGGUUGUCAAGCAGCGAGAAUCAAAAAGGGGAUCCACAUCAAAGAGUGAAGCUCAAGACAAAGCUUUAAGUAUGAUACGUCUACGGGCAGACCUGCAGAAAGCAAUUGAGGCAGAAAACUAUGCAUUGGCAGCUGAGUUGCGAGAUGAAAUUAACAAACUAGAGGCAGAGUCUCUGGCUGCAUCGGCAAAUGCUCUGGUGUAUGAAAAUACACCAUAUGCAUUUCGUUUGGGACAGAAAGUGAGGCAUAAAGUGUUUGGCUAUUCUGCUGUGAUUUGUGGAAUGGAUCCAGUGUGCUGUGAAUCAAGUUCAUGGAGGGAAAGCGCACGUGUUGAUAAGUUGACUCGGGGUUCUAAUCAGCCAUUUUAUCAGGUAUUGGUUGAUGUACAUGUAGACCCCAAUCUAUUAGUGGCAUAUGUUCCAGAGGAGAAUUUGCUGGUCCCUGAUGGACCAAGACCAAACAAGGGCAGGUUUGAUCACCCCUAUCUUUCUUUUUUAUUUUACGGCAUGGAUGCAGCUGGAGAUUUCAUUCCAAUCAAGCAGCUCCGGGAGAAGUACAAUAGGCCCCGGCAUGAAGUGCCUGGUGAUCCACCAGACGAGGGUGGAGAAGAUGCUUAAAGCAGCACACUGAUUAUCUGUUCCCAUCAACUUCGAAGAGCUAGCAAAUCAAAAGAGGAAAGAUUUGACUCCAGAAGUUACCUGGGUCCUACAUCUGAAUAGCACAGCCGUUUUGUCUUGUGUAUGAUCCUGAUUCGUGUGUAUAAGUGUUUUUAGGAUGAUUUGGGACGGUACUCUUACCGUUUACUUGAAUGAAUUACUAAUCUUGUAUUUUUGCUUUAGGAGCGAAGUUUCUGACACUCACACACUACUCACUAGAUCAUUUGAUACAUGUAGAUGCAUUUUAAGGUAUCAAUGUGGGUGAUUUCUGAAUUAA
Molecule: messenger RNA, 1586 nt
Organism: Vitis riparia (riverbank grape)
Lineage: Eukaryota; Viridiplantae; Streptophyta; Magnoliopsida; Vitales; Vitaceae
Product: clp protease adapter protein ClpF, chloroplastic
Exons: 9
Coding region: 248-1270 (340 amino acids)
Molecular function (GO): protein binding; DNA binding
Source: RefSeq, a predicted model, not a curated record